AUGGACAGUGCAGCACCACCGGGAGUGCCCCCAGCGACACCCUCUCCAGCGCCACUCGCCCCGUCGCCCGCCCCUCCCACAACAGCACCCACGCCCCUGCCCAUUGCCCCUGCCCCAGCAGCGUCCACCUCAGCACCUGCCCCAAAGAGGUACCAAAAGAAACCCAAACAAAAGAAGAUUGAUGGCCUGCUGGCCUAUACCACAUCAUUCGUCCCUGGAACAUACAAUGUCAAGAUCCCUGCCGGGGACUAUCUCCAGAAGGAGAGAAACGUUGAUGUAGCCAGACAAAUUAGCGUCGAGAGGGCAAAGAGGGAGCAGGAAGAGGAAAAGGCUCAGAGGGAAGAGGCAGGGAUUGCCCAACAGAACCCUCUGUCCCAUAUCCUGAUUAUUCAUCCCGGCUCUCGAAACCUUCGAAUAGGACUAGCCUCAAGUUACUAUCCUCGUGAAGUUCCGAAUUGUAUAGCCCGGCCAACAACUGCAGUAAACGCAAGCGGUGCCAACCCGGUACCUGCUUUGGGGAGUAGAGUGAAGAAGACCAGGAGUGAGGGCAAUAAGAAGCGCAAGAGGGAGGAGGUCCAAUCGCAAGAUGUAUCCAUGAAUGGCGGGGAGGAGGCUCCCGUAGAUCCUGUGAUCGAGCCUAUAGGGUACCUCCGAGAUUAUCUGCGCAACCGACUUGUACAGGAGCGUCUCACGACAGAUUGGAGAGAUACCACACGAGUCAAGGCUGCCAACGCAAAGACCAAGCCCGAGCUGCUGCCAGAGCAUAAUGAUCCGUACCGAGUUGACUGGACCGAGCCCGAAGGCAAGCCUUUCUUCAUUGGAAACGAUGCUCUGAGGUUACCAGAGAACGCCGGAUACACGACUCGUUUCCCUAUACUACACCGGACGCUGAAUCGUCGCGAUUGGUCUUCCUCGCAAUCCUUGCUAGACGACAUCUCUUCCAUCCUCACCACUGCUCUCCUCACUGAGCUUGAAAUACCGCCAUCAAAAUAUCCGGAAUACAGCGUCCUGUUCAUCGUCCCCGACCACGGUGACAGGAUUUACGUCCAAGAGAUGACGCAUCUCAUACUCAAAGUCUUGGGUUUCAAGGCCAUUGCCGUGCAGCAGGAAGCAUAUUGUGCAAUCUUUGGCGCUGGGAUGAGCAGUGCCUGUGUGGUCGACAUCGGAGCUCAACAAACGAGUGUGACUUGUGUGGAUGAAGCGGUCCUCCAGCCCGAAACGAGAAUCAAACUGCACUAUGGCGGAGACGACAUUACGUCCUCACUAGCACACCUGCUGGAGCAGUGCAGCUUUCCAUAUCGCGACCUCGACCUCGCUCGGGCACAAGACUUUUUGAUGAUGGACAAUCUCAAAAUGAAGAUCUGUACUCUGGAAGAGCAUCUUGUAGCCAACACGCCUUGGGACUUUUUCGUCCCCAGGACUGAGGGGCUGACGCAAAAAUGGGCGCUGAGGACAUUUGAUGAAAACAUCUUGGCGCCUUUGGUUUUCUUUGACACAAGAUUGAUCGACUUUGAAGAGAAGAAGGGGCAAGGGUCAAUGCGCUUUUGGAAUACCUCGGAUGACAAGGUGUCUGAUGAGAUCUCGUCAAACUACGAGGAACCCACCGGUACCAUGAGAGCCUGCACUUCUCAUCUCCUUCCGGCUCCCGUGCCCAUUCCCACACCUGCCACAGAGUCCAUCUCUGUAUCAUCCACACCAGCGCCUCCUCCCAUCACCGAGAACCCCAGCCCUGAAAGGUCUUCCACAUCCGGUACCCCAGCACCAGACGUCAAACCUGGCACUUCUUCCACCCCCACCCCAGUCCUUGGCUCUAUCCCAACCAUGGCGAGCUUGGCACCCCUGCCUACCCUCAGUGCAAGAAAAGUGUUCGAGUUCUCUGCCCAAUCCCCGCUCGAUGCCGCUAUUGCGGCUUCCAUCGGUAUGGCGGGUACAGAAAACAAGAUGAAAUCUCUCUCCCAAUCUAUCCUGCUCAUCGGCGGCUCCUCCAACCUCAAAGGUCUUUCCGCCUUCAUCGCCGAGCGCCUCCCGUCCCUCCUCCGGCAAAAAGGUGGACCCGGCGAAGUGACGAUCGUCCCUCCGCCAAGAGGGUUGAAUCCCAAGUUUGUGAGCUGGAAGGGAGGGAGUGUGAUGUGUCAUAUUGAGAGUCUGCAAGACAUGUGGAUUAGGAGAGAUGAGUGGGAGGCGACAGGUAUCAGGGCGUUGAAAGACAGGUAUAUGUGGUUCUGA
Messenger RNA from Cryptococcus wingfieldii CBS 7118, 2226 nucleotides. Its product is annotated as nuclear protein. The record is from RefSeq and is a predicted model, not a curated record. NCBI's taxonomy places the organism in Eukaryota, Fungi, Basidiomycota, Tremellomycetes, Tremellales, Cryptococcaceae. Gene Ontology annotation, biological process: double-strand break repair; regulation of DNA-templated transcription. Gene Ontology annotation, cellular component: Ino80 complex. Bases 1 to 2226 code for a protein of 741 amino acids. The transcript is spliced from 8 exons.